AUGAAGUACUAUGCUAACCUGAAAUCCAAUUUCAAACCCAGCCAUUUAGAAGAAGGUGAUACGGUACUUUUGAAGAACGACUACAAAAGUAAAAGAUUUCCGCCUUAUGAUCCCAGUCCAUAUAAAGUGGUGGAGAAGAAAGGAUCAAUGGUCACUGCAAGGAGAGACUCCAGAUCAGUAACCCGUAAUUCGUCUUUCUUCAAGCCUGUUGUAAAGCCGGAAAAGGAAGAAACAGAAUGCCCAGAACUUUGUGUUCCAGAAAGAUCACAAGAAAAUCCUGACAUCUGUGAAGACGCUGAAUGUGGAACACGAGAAAAUCCUGACGUCUCCAAAGAUCCUGAACGUGAAGCACCUCACACAGAAAAUCCCUCCAUAGUGACAGAAAUGCCUAGAUAUCCAAGAAGAGUAAGGAAAAAGCCAGACAGAUAUCAAAGUUGA
Messenger RNA from Paramuricea clavata, 438 nucleotides. Lineage: Eukaryota; Metazoa; Cnidaria; Anthozoa; Malacalcyonacea; Plexauridae. The record is from the annotation of a GenBank genome assembly.